Fraxinus pennsylvanica is the source of this 2442-nucleotide messenger RNA. NCBI's taxonomy places the organism in Eukaryota, Viridiplantae, Streptophyta, Magnoliopsida, Lamiales, Oleaceae. The record is from the annotation of a GenBank genome assembly.
AUGGCAAUUGACCCAGAGAAAGAAGGGUUCUUGAGGGAGUUUGGUGAAGAUUAUGGCUAUCCAAAUGCACCCAAAAACAUUGAUGAGCUCAGAGCCACCGAUUUUAGACGCUUGGAUGAUGUUGCGUACUUGGAUCAUGCUGGAGCAACUCUGUAUUCUGAGUCACAAAUGGAAGCCAUUUUCAAGGAUUUUAAUUCGACUAUAUAUGGAAAUCCCCAUAGCCAAAGCGACUGCAGUGUGACAACAAGUAAUAUUGUUGACGAAGCUCGUAGACAGGUCCUUAAUUUCUUUAAUGCAUCUCCUAGAGAAUAUAAAUGCAUAUUUACCUCUGGGGCUACAGCUGCAUUGAAACUUGUUGGAGAGACCUUUCCAUGGAGUAGUCAGAGUACUUUUAUGUAUACCAUGGAGAAUCACAACAGUGUCCUUGGAAUCAGAGAAUAUGCACUCAAUGGAGGAGCUGCAGCUUUCUCAGUGGAUGUUGAGGAGGUUUUAGAUCUUGAUCAACCCGACAGUGGUAAAUUGGCAAUUAGGAUUAUUCCACACCAAGAGCAGAGGAGAAGCAAACCCAGAUUCCUUAUAAAAGAGGCCACUGGUGAUACAUACAACUUAUUUGCAUUUCCCUCAGAAUGCAACUUUUCAGGUCUGAAGUUUAAUCUUGACCUGGUAAAUUUCAUGAAGGAAGAUUCGUAUGAAAUGUUUGAGUCCUCUCCACAUCACAGAGGGAACUGGAUGGUUCUUAUUGAUGCUGCAAAAGGAAGUACAACAGCACCACCAGAUUUGUCUAAAUACAAGGCAGACUUUGUUGUGGUGUCAUUUUAUAAGCUAUUUGGUUACCCAACUGGACUUGGAGCUCUUAUUGUCCGAAAUGAAGCUGCCAAGUUAAUGACGAAGACCUAUUUUAGUGGAGGGACAGUAGCUGCAUCAAUUGCAGACGUUGACUUUUUCAAGAGAAGAGAGGCCGUUGAGGAAUAUUUUGAGGAUGGAACCAUAUCAUUCCUGAGUAUAGCAUCACUUCACCAUGGAUUCAAAAUCCUCAAUGCAUUAACCAUGCCUGCAAUAUCUCGGCACACAUCAUCACUUGCUACUUAUGUGAGGAACAAGCUCUUGGAUCUGAGGCAUGCAAAUGGCCAUCAUGUUUGCACACUUUAUGGCUUAAGAAAUCCAGAGGUAUUAUGCAAUCAAAUGGGUCCUAUAGUUUCAUUUAACUUGAGAAGGCCAGACGGUUCCUGGUUUGGCUAUCGGGAGGUGGAAAAACUAGCAUCCUUAUCGGGUGUUCAAUUACGGACAGGAUGCUUUUGUAAUCCUGGUGCAUGUGCAAAAUACCUUGGUUUAUCUCAUUUGGAUCUUCUCUCCAAUGUUGAGGCAGGUCAUGUUUGCUGGGAUGAUCGUGAUAUAAUGAACGGAAAACCAACUGGAGCUGUUAGAGUGUCAUUCGGUUACAUGUCAACAUUUGGAGAUGCAAGGAAAUUUUUGAGGUUUAUUGAGAAUGGAUUUGUGGUGUUGCCACCUGUAGCAAGGGCUAUCCAUCCUGUAACUGAAGGUGCUGAUAGAGCUAUUGCGAGAUACUUUCUUAAAUCUAUUACUAUUUAUCCAAUAAAAUCAUGUGCAGGAUUCAGUGUGGAGAGUUGGCCUCUUUCUCGUACUGGAUUGCUACAUGAUAGAGAAUGGCUUCUCAAGAGCUUAGAUGGGGAAAUUCUUACUCAAAAGAAGGUUCCGGAUAUGUGCUAUAUUACUACAUUGAUUGAUCUCAAUUUGGAAAUACUGUUUGUGGAGUCACCCCGUUGCAAAGAGAAACUGCAGAUUAAACUUAAAUCAGAUCCCACGAUAUCUGGAAAAGAGGAGAUGGAAUUACAUUCUCAAAGAUAUGAAGUCCAGGCAUCCAGUGAUGAAGUCGACGAUUGGUUUAGCAAAGCUGUUGGUCGGCAUUGUACUCUUAUAAGGAAUACUGGUUCAUGGUCUCAUUCGUGCCCUAUUAGGAACAAGAGUCCAGGGAUCUGCAGAGAUUUGGCCACUCGUUUAAAUUUUGUGAAUGAGGCUCAGUUUUUGUUGAUAUCUGAGGAAAGUGUUGCUGAUCUGAACACCAGAUUGAGAUCUAAAUUGCAGAAUGGCUCCCAUGAACCUCCUACUGAAGUCACUCCAAUGAUAUUUCGCCCUAACCUUGUAAUGUCUGGUGGGAAGCCUUACAUAGAAGACGGGUGGAGAAAUCUGAAAAUUGGAGACAAAUAUUUCAGUUCAUUGGGUGGUUGCAAUCGCUGCCAGAUGAUCAACAUGAACUCUAACUCUGGGGUGGUGCAUAGAUCAAACGAACCAUUAGCUACUUUAGCAUCUUACAGAAGAGUGAAGGGGAAAAUAUGUUUCGGCAUACUAUUAAGAUACGAGGAUAGUACUGAACACGGUGCAUGGCUUCAUGUGGGACAAGAAAUAUAUGGAAAUGUCGAUUAG